UUAAGUUAUAUUGUUGAUUAUAUGUAUAUUAUUAUUUUCAGAAAAAUGUCUGGUAUUGCAUUAACUCGAUUAUCAGAAGAACGUAAAGGAUGGAGGAAAGAUCAUCCAUUUGGUUUUGUCGCUAAACCAGGCAAGAAUCCAGAUGGUUCUUUAAACCUUAUGGUAUGGGAAUGCUAUAUACCUGGAAGAAAGAGUACUCCUUGGGAGAAUGGAAUGUACUUCCUACGUAUGAUCUUCAAGGACGAUUAUCCAUCCAGUCCACCAAAAUGCAAAUUUGAACCUCCUUUAUUCCACCCUAAUGUUUACCCUUCCGGUACAGUGUGUUUAUCACUAUUGGAUGAAGAAAAAGAUUGGCGUCCAGCUAUUACUAUUAAGCAGAUAUUGUUGGGGAUACAAGAUCUAUUAAAUGAGCCCAACAUCAAAGAUCCUGCUCAAGCAGAAGCAUACACUAUUUAUUGGUAAUUAUUGUUUAAUAUAA
Molecule: messenger RNA, 478 nt
Organism: Diuraphis noxia (Russian wheat aphid)
Lineage: Eukaryota; Metazoa; Arthropoda; Insecta; Hemiptera; Aphididae
Gene: lwr
Product: ubiquitin conjugating enzyme lesswright
Source: RefSeq, a predicted model, not a curated record